UGCUUCACGAUAGCCGCCCUUUCAAGCCCGUCGCCCAAAGCCGGGAGAGCCACACUAUUGUGGCGUUGAGUUUUAUUCGCGGUGUUAGCUCAUUUUUAAAUCCUGGAGUGAACAGACCCUGCAAGAAAAGGCAUAAUGUCGCGAUUUUUCGCCACCGGCUCUGACAGCGAGUCUGAAGAGACCUCGUCAGGAGAUGAAGUCAUUCCCAAGCAAGUGGGGACCACCUUCGCUAAGCAGCCUGUGCUGCUGAGUGAUGAUGAGGAGGAUACGAAACGGGUGGUCCGCAGCACUAAAGAUAAGAGGUUUGAGGAACUCACUAACAUCAUCAAAACUAUUCGGAAUGCAAUGAAAAUUCGGGAUGUGUCAAAAUGUUUGGAGGAGUUUGAGCAGCUCUAUAAGGCCUUCCUGAAAUCCAAAACCGUCGUGGAUAAGGAGGGUGUUCCAACAUUUUACAUUCGACUGCUGGCAGACCUGGAGGAUUACCUCAAUGAGCUGUGGGAAGACAAAGAAGGAAAAAAGAAAAUGAACAAGAACAAUGCCAAGGCACUCAGUACACUGCGGCAAAAAAUCCGAAAGUAUAAUCGAGAUUACGAAGCUGAAAUUGUGCGCUACAAAGAGAAUCCAGAGCAGUCAGCUGAUGAGGAAGAGGAACGUGAUGAAGAUGACUCUGACGAGUCUGAUGAAAGUGAGGAUGAUAAGGAAGAUGAUGACGACGAUGUUGGAAUGUCUCCUAGUGCGUUCCUCAAAAAACAACGAGCCGAGCCACCCCUUGACCUAAGAAAGAAGAAAAUUGAGGAUGAGGAGGAUGAGGAAGACUCGGAUGAUGAUGAAGAUUGGGGCUCGGACAGCGAUGACUCGGACUCUGAGAGUGAUGAUGAUGAAGGCAAGCAUACCUCGUUAGCCUCACGCUUCCUUAAGAAGACUACCAGUGAGGAGGAUAGGCGGCAAAUAGAGAAGAAGAAGGAGGACAAAGUAAAGAAAAAGCAGGACCGCAAGCUGAGGAGGGUGGAGGAAGAUGACGAGGAGGGCAUGGAAGGAGAGGGUGAAGGCGAGUGGAAGAAAGUUGAGGGAGGUGCCCCUCUGGUUAAGGAGAAGCGCAAUAUGUUUGCAAAGGGAACCGAGAUCAACAUUCCAGUGGUUCUGAAGAAGCUCAAUGAAAUCCUGCAGGCCAGAGGGAAAAAGGGGACUGACAGAGCUGCUCAGAUUGAACUCCUUCAUUGCCUUUCAGCCAUUGCUGCAGAGAACAAUCUUGGGGAGGGAAUUCUGGUUAAAAUCAAGUUUAACAUCAUUGCCUCUCUUUAUGACUACAAUCCCAACCUGGCAGCAUACAUGAAGCCGGAAAUGUGGGGGAAAUGCCUGGACUGCAUCAAUGAACUGCUGGACAUCCUCUUUGAGAACUCCAACAUCUUCAUUGGUGAGAACAUUGCUGAGGACAGUGAGAGUCUUGCCGUUUCUGAUCAACCAUUCAGAGUUCGGGGAUGUAUUCUAACCCUUAUGGAAAGGAUGGAUGAAGAAUUCACAAAAAUAAUGCAGAACACUGACCCUCAUUCUCAAGAGUAUGUGGACAACCUGAAGGACGAAUCUCGGGUCUGUCAAAUAAUUGACAGGCUAGUCAAGUACAUGGACCAGAAGGGGAGCACAGAGGAGAUUUGCCGAGUCUACCUACGCCGCAUCAUGCAUACAUAUUACAAGUUUGACUACAAAGCACACAACAGGGCCCUUGCUGGCCAGAAGGGGGAGUCCAAGUCAGAACAGGACCAGGCGGAGAAUGAAGGGGAGGACAGUUCUAUUCUGAUGGACAGGCUCUGCAAGUUCAUCUAUGCCAAAGACCGUACAGAUCGAAUCCGCACCUGUGCCAUCUUGUGUCACAUAUAUCAUCAUGCUCUGCACAACCGUUGGUACCAGGCCCGAGACUUAAUGCUAAUGUCUCACCUGCAGGACAAUAUUCAGCAUGCUGACCCACCUGUCCAGAUACUAUAUAAUCGCACCAUGGUACAACUGGGCAUCUGUGCCUUUCGACAGGGCAUGAUCAAGGAUGCCCACAAUGCUCUGUUGGACAUCCAGUCCAGUGGACGUGCCAAAGAACUGCUGGGCCAAGGCCUCUUGAUGCGCAACAUGCAGGAGAGAAACCCAGAGCAGGAGAAGAUUGAAAAGCGGCGUCAGGUGCCCUUCCAUAUGCACAUCAACCUAGAACUGCUAGAAUGCGUCUAUUUGGUGUCUGCGAUGUUACUGGAGAUCCCUUAUAUGGCCGCUCAUGAGUUUGAUGCUCGACGCCGUAUGAUCAGCAAGCAGUUCCACCACCAGCUGCGAGUUGGCGAGCGCCAGCCUCUGCUCGGACCCCCAGAAAGCAUGAGGGAACAUGUCGUAGCUGCUUCUAAGGCAAUGAAAAUGGGUGACUGGAAGAUCUGCCACUCUUACAUCAUCAACGAAAAAAUGAACGGCAAAGUAUGGGACCUCUUCCCUGAGGCACAGCGUGUCCGUGAGAUGCUGGUCAGAAAGAUCCAGGAAGAAUCUCUACGUACCUAUCUCUUCACCUACAGCAGUGUCUAUGAUUCCAUAAGUAUGGAGAUAUUGGCAGACAUGUUCCAUCUGGAGCUACACACCGUGCACAGCAUCAUCAGCAAGAUGAUCAUCAAUGAGGAGCUCAUGGCCUCCCUGGACCAGCCCACUCAGACCGUCGUCAUGCACCGCACGGAGCCCACGUCACUGCAGAACAUGGCCUUACAGCUGGCUGAGAAGCUCGGUGGGCUUGUGGAGAACAACGAGCGAGUGUUUGACCUCAAGCAGGGCAUCUAUGGAGGAUACUUCAGCAGGGAUCAAAAAGGAGGCUAUCAGCAGAAGCAGUCGUACCAGAGAGAUCAAAAAGGUGGCUACCAGCAGAAGCAGGGCUACCAGAGAGACUACCAGCGCGACUACCAGAGAGACUACCAGCGAGACUACCAGCGUAGUUACAGAUAAAUCUUACCGAGUGGCUACCGGGGCGUGAGCAGAUCUUCUUUCACCUUUCACAGAGUGUUGCUUUCACUAUUAAUAAAAGAUGUGACGACA
Molecule: messenger RNA, 3048 nt
Organism: Polypterus senegalus (gray bichir)
Lineage: Eukaryota; Metazoa; Chordata; Cladistia; Polypteriformes; Polypteridae
Gene: eif3c
Product: eukaryotic translation initiation factor 3, subunit C
Exons: 22
Coding region: 136-2958 (940 amino acids)
Biological process (GO): translational initiation
Cellular component (GO): eukaryotic translation initiation factor 3 complex
Molecular function (GO): translation initiation factor binding; RNA binding; translation initiation factor activity
Source: RefSeq, a predicted model, not a curated record